This is a messenger RNA of Pectinophora gossypiella (pink bollworm), 4542 nucleotides long. RefSeq names its product WW domain-containing adapter protein with coiled-coil homolog (gene wcy). The record is from RefSeq and is a predicted model, not a curated record. Gene Ontology annotation, cellular component: nucleus. Lineage: Eukaryota; Metazoa; Arthropoda; Insecta; Lepidoptera; Gelechiidae. Bases 154 to 1743 code for a protein of 529 amino acids. The transcript is spliced from 10 exons. Gene Ontology annotation, molecular function: chromatin binding; RNA polymerase II complex binding. Gene Ontology annotation, biological process: positive regulation of TORC1 signaling; regulation of autophagy.
CGCGUCUCUAUUGACUCUUUCUUCAGUGUCUUGCUUGAAUGUGACAUGGCGUCCAUCAAGAUAUAUCACGGCCUCUUGUAAAACUGUUUUCAUGACAGUGGUCUCUUUUUGCAUUUUAUUACUGAGGCCGUAAUAAAUCGUACAUUUGCAUUGAUGGUAAUGCAUGCAAGGAAACCUCAGCGAAUAAGCGAUGGGUACUUUGAGAAGCACCAGACCCAUCCGUAUCAGAAAUAUUCCAAUUCAAAGAGUGAGAGACGGGCUACUGGUGAAUAUGUUUCUUCUGACAACCGGUACACACCGCUCCGAUCCCCCAAUGGCAAUGUGUCAUCACAUGGGCACACUGCACACACUGGUCACUCGGGGCAUGGCCACCAUCACUACAGUCAUGUGGCAGAUGACAGAGGAUAUGCGACAUCUAGGAAUUCUUACCUGCCAAAAGGUUCAGAAAAGGAGAGAGAUAGAGACUACAAAUCCUCUAGAAAUAAGUACACAGUUUCAGAUGGUGUCAGAUCACCAAAGGAGAAACGUAGCAAAGAUAGUGAAAGGGAGAGAAGUAAUCAUGAACGAACUGACUCUGAUAAAAAGAGUAGGACUAGUGGCAUGAACAUUAGUGUUAGUAGGAGUAGUAAAUAUGACAAGAGAAGUGCCCCUUCAUCUAGCGCGCCCUCUGGUAGUGAGUGGUCAGAACAUAUUAGUUCAUCUGGAAAAAUUUAUUACUACAACUGUAUUAGUGAGGUGUCACAGUGGGAGAAGCCUAGGGAAUGGGAUUCAAGAAGGACAUCAUCCAAAGAUUCUACAUAUUCAUCCAGAAGUAAUCAAGAUAAAAGAUCAAGUUCCCGGUCAGGGAGAAGAGAAUCAGAAAAACCUAGUAAAAGAACAAAUAGCACAUCAGAUAGGUAUUGGAACAAUAGUGGCAGAGAGGAAGAUGGACAUGAUCGGACAAGAUCAAAACAUUCAAUGGCAACACAUGAGGGCAAAGAUGGCCAGUCACUUCAGGAUAUGGACAUAUCUCCAGACAGGAGUACACCACUUUCUGAAAAUUCUUAUGGUGUUAGAGAAGCAAAUUCUACAGCUCGCAACAAUUCUGAGAGCAAUACAGUUCCUCCAGUGGUUGUGUUGGAUAACUCAAAUCAAACGAGUGGUUCGCUGCUGGCCGCAGCGCUGCCUCGCAUCGUGGCACCGCCAGCGACCACGGCGAACGUGCCGAGCGGACCGAGCGUGCCGGUGACGGCGCCGAAUGUUGCGAACAACGGCGGCACGUCCCCGGCAGCGGACGCCAGCAGCGGCAACGACACGCCGCACCGCGACGCCGGCCCGCCCACGCCCACACACUCGGAGAAUACGGACCCCCAUGCGCCCCCGCUCCACCUCGAUACAGCUCUACCUAGAAAAAUGGAAUGCCUGGGUAGUUACUCGUCGGUGGUGGGCGGCACGCUGCAUCACGCCCCGCCGAUGCUGACGCCGUCGCUGGUGAACUACGUGCGGUCGGACCUCACCGCACACGUCACUGGCUGGCCAGCAGACAUACUUGAAAAACAGGCCAAUAAAUUCACGGAAGAGGCAUACCAGUUGGGAUGUCUCCAGUGCACCCGAGUGUCUGCUGAGCUGAAGUGCUCGCGAUCGUUGGUCCGCCACACGGAGAUACAGGCCACCUUACAGGAACAGAAAAUAAUGUACCUGCGACAGCAGAUCUCGCGGCUGGAGGAGCUCAAGUCGCAGAACUCGUUCAUGUCGGAGGACUAGGAUCCGAGAGGGGGGUGAGGGCCGCUGCACCUGCGCACCGCAAGCCCUGCACCUCCAGCGUAAGCGCGCUGCAUUUCCCACCCUCACGAGGGCAGUUUCACCCAUCAAUGCUAUACGUUGUUCAUUCCGUUCUUUUUCUAUGUAAUUUAGAUCGAAUGAUUACUGCUGUGUUGUGUGAUUUGAUGUUAAAUUUUAAGCAUGUGUCAUUUGCCAGAAUUUGUCACUUUGAAUUAUGUAUUUGUAUCGGUCUAUUUUUCAUAUUUCGUUUUACCAAAUUUAUUACAUAAACAAUUUGUAAGUUAUUUUGUACAUGAUUAUAGUUUGUGAGGAUAACUAUUAGGCUCAGCGCCGAUUAAACGUAGUUUAAGAAUAGCGAUAAAGCCACUGACAUCGAACUUUAAGGCUGAAGUCUGCCUGCACGAAACUGAGCAGAGUGGAGAUUUUUAUCAAACAAUUAAUAGUAUUUUAUUAUUUUAGUAUCUCUGCUCUGUUUAACUUCAGUGGAUAGCGUAAGGCGGAAAUGAGCGCAGAUUUAUCAUAUAAGACUUGUUGCAGCCAUGCUGCGCCUCUCGGACCUAUUUUAAGCGCAGGCGUGUGUAAUCAUUUGCGUGUCGUUUGCGAUCGACGCCUAGGCUGAUAAACACUAGUAUUAACUAAAGACCCUACUUAAUUUGACUGUUUGGCGGUGCCCUUGAGCAGCCAAACUUUAUUAUGUGUAUUUUGUUGUCUGUAGAAUUUUAUUGGAUGGACUCUGUACGCGACCCCGCUCAUCUCCGCUUAUAAACGUUUUGAUUAAUCGUCUACAACUGCACAAAAUUUACAAAAGUUGGAAAAAGACUUUCAGAGCCCCUGAAUUUAUCGCUGUUACUUGUAUUGUAAGCUAUGUUGCUAUUACUUGCUUGUCGCGAAUUUGAUAGCAAAAUAGAUGGUUAUAGUCGGCGCUGAGGCUGACUGCAGUGAGCUGUAGGCGAGUCUCUGGUGUCGACAACUCGGCGUCGCGCCGUUACGUGGCUCAGCAACUCAUGUUGCGCCGCAAAUGUUGACGCUGAGAAGAAGGCUCUUGGAGUUCCUUCUCUUUCGUAAAUAUAUUUUAUCUUCUAAUUAAUAAUGCAUGUUUGUGUUUAAACUUCAAAUGCAAAAGGGGCUUAACAUCUUUUUCUACUCAGUUGAGACAGUUUAUUAAGAUAAUAAUGUUCAUCGGUCAGUUUUAAGGGUAAAAUGUUUGUAAUGUGUUUAUUAUGGAGAAUUAAAUUAUUCAACUAAUACUUUGGUAGAAAACUAUUGUUUUCACUAGUUCUUAUAUUAGGCAUUACAUAAAAACAGUUGUAGGAAAGGAACCAUUAGUACGAGUAAAUCACAUUUACUAUUGCUCUCAUUUUUCAUAUACAACAGGGAAGAUAAUCUAUCGCUACAAAUAUUCAUUUUUGACCAAUCGAUGUAUAAAGUUUGUAAAGAUCCAGGUAUUUUGUAAUAAUAAUUAUUAUAGUAACCAGAAAUUCUUGUAGCAAUAUUAGUUGAUUUUUAUUGGAAAAUCAUAUAAGCUUAAAUAAUCUUUGAUCACAAUAUUUUGCGUCCUUUGUGAUUUGAGAAGUGCAACAGAAAGAAGCGAAUCCCGAGCGAAGUCGUGUUCGUGUAAUGAGUAAAAUAGCAAAUCAUUAGUUAGGAAAAACCAACUCCGGUCUAGGUCUUUUUAUUUUUCUAAUAAUUUAGGGAUAAUGUAAAUUUAAUUGAACUGCAAGAAUUGGACACCAAUUGUAUAAUAUUAUGUACCUACAUCAAAUUAACAGAAGUAAGUACUGUGAUAUUCAUUCACUUUCACACAUAUUAAAUAAUAAUAAUAAUAUGUAUGUGGGUCUGUGUGGAGAUAAUCUAAUUUUGUAAUUAUUUAGGUGCACGCUGUUUAUAUAGAUCACUUAAUUUAUAUAAUUUGGAGAGCAGUUGACGCCGGCGGCACGCUGGUUAGAAUAUUUCGUUUCAUACACAUAGAACUUUGUAGAAAAAUUGGUUUGGAUUUCAUCACACCUGACUCAACUAACUAUAAAACAACUAAUUAAAAAAAAUACCACGAAGCAACUUAUAUAAAUUAGUUUUACAUAGUUUUACACAAUGUAGAUGAGGACAGGCCGUAUCUUAAAUAAAAUAAUUCCCUUGGUCAACAGCCCAUGAGGAAUUAAAAAUAAUACUUACGAUGUUUUGCUGCGUCUGUACUUUAUUAAUUCACCUUUGUUCAUUAUUAGUAGCGGAGCGGUAGCUCGAAGUUCAUAGCCGGUUCUAUACCUUUUCGCAGAAAAAUAUUUCGCUAAUUUUAACCUCGCAAACAAUUAUAUUUAUUAGUUCAUCAACUUCCAUCAUCCUGGAACAUUCUUAAUAGGCGUUAUAUUAAUUAUGUUUGGGCAUCGUAUGUUAGGAUGGGCAGCGUAAUAAAAAUUAAUAUCCAUACUGAUAAUCUGUCUGUCAAUUUAGUUGGGGAAUAAAACAGACAGCAAGCAUUUUUACGCUAAACUUUGGUUGCCAAACAAAACAUUUUUAGGGUAAUUAAUAUUUUUGUAUAGUUGAUAGUUCGGCGAAAAGGCUAACAUCGCCUCAUCUCCAAGGGAUAGUAUAAAAUACACUAAAGCACUCACACUUAAUGAAAUUUGGUUAGCAAGUAGUAAUUAAAUUUAUAUUGGCUUGCGUAUUUUGUAUGUUUAUUGUAUAUUUAUUUCCAUAAUAUUAAAUAUUAUUUUUAUUAUCUUACGCGUGGUAGUUUAAUUAAUUACUAACUGGAAGUUGUCGUAAUUGUCCAUUUUUAUUUUAGUU